UUUGGCGCUUCGGUGUUGAAGACAGCUCUUGUACUGGACUGUGGUGUGGGUUUUAGGGUUUUCUCGAACUCGCUUACUCUGGUUCCGUUCCUUCCCCCGAUCGGUUUCGUUCGCCUCUGUGUUUUUAGGGUUUAGCGCAAAGAGAUUGAAGCAUGGACAUGGAUACUUCUCCAAUCUAUUUCGACCCCCAAGAUCUCAGCAGCAGGGAGCAGUAUCGUCGCUACAGGAAAAGACAAUCCACCUCAAAUGUGUCUCCUAUUUCAGGACAGUCAGUAUCAAAGUUUUCUGAGGCAAGAUUAUUAUAUGAAGGAAACAAUAUUCAAAGACGCCCUAAUACUGCACUUGUACUCGAGGAUAUCAAAGAAGAAGUAACAUCAAUUGAUAGUCAUCUAGUAUCUGAGUUUAAAUUUGGCUCUGAUUCAAUCCGUCAAGGAACCCACUCACUGAAACUUAUAAAAAAUGAGGAUGAUGGUCUGGGUGAAAGUGGCGAUUCAACUUUUAGGUUGUUCGCCUCACUACUUGACUCUGCACUUCAAGGGUUGAUGCCCUUUGCUGAUCUCAUUUUGCAAUUUGAGAAGGCAUGUCGGAGCGUUUCUGAAUCAAUCAGGUAUGGUAGUACUGGCAGGCAUAGAGUAGUGGAGGACAGAUUUAUGCAACAAAAGGCUCGGCUAUUGCUUGAUGAGGCUGCAUCUUGGUCACUUCUGUGGCAUCUAUUUGGGAAAGGAAAUGAAGAGCUUCCUAGUAAACUACUAUUGUCUCCACCAACUUCACAUCAGCGGGCCUGCCAGUUUGUUAUGAUGGAUCACACAGCACAGUUAUGCCUUCGCAUCAUUCUUUGGCUUGAAGGACUAGCUUCAGAAUCUCUUGAUUUGGCAAAAAGGGUGAGAGGGUCACACGUAGGUUCCUAUUUUCCAAACUCUGGUGUUUGGAUACAUACACAAAGGUUUUUGAAGAAUAAGAAGGAUGAUCCUGCUAUAGUUCAUCAUGUUGAUUUUGAUGCCCCAACACGUGAAGUAGCUCAACCAAUUUUGGAUGACAAAAAGCAAGAUGAAUCUUUGCUAGAGGAUAUCUGGACUUUACUUCGAGCUGGAAGACUAGAGGAAGCAUGCGAGUUGUGUCGUUCAGCUGGACAGCCAUGGAGGGCUGCAAGUCUUUGUCCUUUUGGAGGUCUUGAACAUUUUCCAUCCGUUGAAGCCAUGCACAAAAAUGGAAACAUGAGGCAAUUGCAAGCUACUGAAUUGGAAAGUGGCAUUGGGCACCAAUGGCGCCUUUGGAGAUGGGCAUCAUAUUGUGCAUCAGAGAAGAUCGCUGAGCAGGAUGGUGGAAGGUACGAGAUGGCUGUCUAUGCAGCACAGUCUAGUAACUUGAGGCGUUUGCUGCCAAUCUGUACUGACUGGGAGUCAGCUUGUUGGGCAAUGGCAAAGUCAUGGCUUCAUGUCCAAGUGGACAUAGAAUUAUCUCAACCUCAACAAGGUAGAGUGGAAGGCAAACCGUUUGGAGAUGAUGUAAAUGGAUCUACAGUAGAAAGUUGGCCAUAUCAUGUAUUUGAUCAGCAACCACGGGAUCUUCCAGCACUACUUCAAAAACUUCAUUCAAGUGAGGUUGUUAAUGAAACAGUUUCUAGAGCUUGCAAAGAACAACAUCGGCAAAUUGAGAUAAAUCUCAUGCUAGGAGAUAUAGGACACCUUCUAGAGCUACUAUGGGCUUGGAUAUCCCCUGCAGAAGAUGAUCAAAAUAUUCUGAGGCCUAAUGGAGACCCUGAACUGAUUCGCUUUGGAGCACAUGUAGUUCUGGUUCUUCGUAAUCUACUUGAUGAUGACAUGAAGGAAGCCUUCAAGGAGAAGCUGAUGGUUGUUGGUGAUCUCAUACUUCAUAUGUAUUCUAUGUUUUUAUUUUCUAAACAACACGAGGAAUUGGUUGGAAUAUAUGCCUCUCAGCUUGCCCGUCACCUUUGUGUGGAUCUCUUUGUCCAAAUGAUGGAGCUCAGAUUAAAUAGCAGCAUUCAUGUCAAGUAUAAGAUCUUUCUAUUGGGUAUGGAAUAUCUGCCUUUCUCAUCGGAAGAUGGUUCAAAAGCUUGUUUUGAGGAGAUUAUAGAGAAGGUACUUUUGAGAUCACGGGAAACAAAACCUAAUAAAUAUGAUGGCAAAUUGUCUGAUGUUGUAGAACAGCUUCGUCUGCAAUCUCUUCAAAAAGCUACUGUUAUUCAGUGGCUCUGUUUCUCUCCACCUUCUACCAUAAGACAUUUUGAGAUCAUCAAUGCAAAGCUUCUUACAAGGGCUUUAUUGCAUAGUAACAUACUGUUCAGGGAGUUUUCAUUAAUAUCCUUGUCAAGAGUUCCUAAGUUGCCUAUAGGACCACAUAUGUUACUCAGUUUCUUGGCUGAACCACUGAAACAGCCUGAAGAAACUCUACUUUCUCUUGAAGAAGAUGAUGUCAGUGAGAAUCUUGAAGAGUUUAAAGAUUGGCGUGAGUAUUAUGCAUGUGAUGCAACCUAUCGGAAUUGGCUUAAAUUUGAACUUGAGAAUGGAGCUAUUCCACCUUCUGAGAUUUCUUCAGAAGAAAAGGAUAGAGCCAUCGCUGCAGCAGUAGAAACACUAAAUACGUCAUUGUCACUUUUACUAAGAGGAACCCCUUGGUUGAAUGCAGCUAAUAGUAGUAUCCAUGAUCCUACUGGGAAUGUUUAUAUUGAACUGCAUGCUACUGCUAUGCUCUGUCUGCCUUCCGGUGAAUGCAUGAUCCCUGAUGCAACCUCUUGUACAACAUUGACUAGUGCACUCUACUCAUCAGUCAGUGAUGACGAUGUGGUAAAUCGUGAAUUACGGGUCAAUGUUGCAAUUUCUUCAAGUGACAACUAUUGUGUCGAAAUUGUACUUCGCUGCUUGGCUGUGGAUGGUGAUGGGCUUGGACUUCAUGAAGCUAAUGAUGGUGGCCUUCUUGCCACUAUUAUGGCUGCUGGUUUCAAAGGUGAGCUUAACCGGUUUCAACCUGGAGUGAGAAUGGAGAUAUUUCGGCUUGAUGCUUGGUAUUUCAAGGAAGAUCUAUUGAUAAACCCUGCUAAUUACAUAGCGAAAGGGCUUAAUCGUAGGUGCUGUCUACCAGAAAUUAUUCUUCGUUGUAUGCAGGUGUCAGUUUCUCUUGCUGAAAUGGGCAAUUUGAAAGAUCAUCGUGAUGCACUUGUAGAAUUAGUUGCUUCUUCAGAAUAUGGAAUCCUUCAUUUGUUUAGUCAUCACCAGUUACAGGAAUUUUUAUUGAUUGAAAGGGAAUGCUCAUUACACGCAAUGGAGUACGAAGAAGAGCUGUCUGUCAUUAAUUCUCAACAAGAAUGAUGGUAAUUUUUGAUUAGAACAGUGGACAUUUUAACUCAGAAAACUAGAUAUUUGAAGGUAAAAAGUGGUGAGAUUAGGCAAAUGAAAGGCGCAAGAAGAAUGGAGCAGGAUAGCAAAUUGAACAAAUUCUGAUUCUCAUAAUUUAAUGUAGUCUCAGCUUUAUUUUUGACUUUCAAUGUUCAUAGAUCAUUGGAGAAGAGUGCUUAUGAUGUUUCAGAAAUUAGUUUACUAAAGAGGGGAAUAUGGAUGGGUUUUGAAUUUAUUGUAGUCUUACUUUGCAUUUUUGUAAGAUGCUAUUUUUGCA
This is a messenger RNA of Zingiber officinale, 3630 nucleotides long. RefSeq names its product nuclear pore complex protein NUP107-like. Gene Ontology annotation, cellular component: nuclear pore outer ring; nuclear pore. The transcript has 25 exons. The record is from RefSeq and is a predicted model, not a curated record. NCBI's taxonomy places the organism in Eukaryota, Viridiplantae, Streptophyta, Magnoliopsida, Zingiberales, Zingiberaceae. Gene Ontology annotation, molecular function: structural constituent of nuclear pore. Bases 153 to 3326 code for a protein of 1057 amino acids. Gene Ontology annotation, biological process: post-transcriptional tethering of RNA polymerase II gene DNA at nuclear periphery; regulation of DNA-templated transcription; protein import into nucleus.